AUGUGGGGAGAGGAAGAAGACCCGAUCCCCACAGUUAACGCCGCCGCACUCGCUGCCACUCCCAGAAGGAAGCGACGUCUGCGGCGUCGCCGCUCCACACGGCACUCAGAGGUUAGUGACAAUGUUCUGUUGCCACUGAAUCGCCCUGGAUGUGAUGAGGGCGAGGGGCUUGGAAGGACAAUUAAGUUCUCGGAGAUGGAGACUCAACGUACCUGUACUGUUAACUCUGUCACCCCCCCAUGCACCUCGUCACAGUCUGUUUUUUCCCGCCCAGUUCCAGCCCCGCUCAGCUCAGGCUCAGCUCCCCGUCCGCCCAGUUCUAGCCCCGCUCAGCUCCCCGCCCGCCCAGUUCCAGCCCCGCUCAGCUCAGGCUCAGCUCCCUGCCCGCCCAGUUCCAGCCCCACUCAGCUCCCCGCCCGCCCAGUUCCAGCCCCGCUCAGCUGCCCGCCUGCCCAGUUCCAGCCCCGCUCAGCUCCCCGCCCGCCCAGUUCCAGCCCCUCUCAGCUCAGGCUCAGCUCCCCGCCCGCCCAGUUCCAGCCCCGCUCAGCUCAGGCUCAGCUCCCUGCCCGCCCAGUUCCAGCCCGUUCAGCUCAGGCUCAGCUCCCGCCCGCCCAGUUCCAGCCCCGCUCAGCUCCCCGCCCACCCAGUUCCAGUCCCGCUCAGCUCCCCGUCCGCCCAGUUCUAGCCCCGCUCAGCUCCCCGCCCGCCCAGUUCCAGCCCCGCUCAGCUCAGGCUCAGCUCCCUGCUCGCCCAGUUCCAGCCCCGCUCAGCUCCCCGCCCGCCCAGUUCCAGCCCCCGCUCAGCUCCCUGCCCGCCCAGUUCCAGCCCUGUUCAGCUCAGGCUCAGCUCCCGCCCGCCCAGUUCCAGCCCCGCUCAGCUCCCCCGCCCACCCAGUUCCAGUCCCGCUCAGCUCCCCGUCCGCCCAGUUCUAGCCCCGCUCAGCUCCCGCCCGCCCAGUUCCAGCCCCGCUCAGCUCAGGCUCAGCUCCCUGCUCGCCCAGUUCCAGCCCCACUCAGCUCCCCGCCCGCCCAGUUCCAGCCCCGCUCAGCUCCCCGCCUGCCCAGUUCCAGCCCCGCUCAGCUCAGGCUCAGCUCCCUGCCCGCCCAGUUCCAGCCCCACUCAGCUCCCCCGCCCAGUUCCAGCCCCGCUCAGCUGCCCGCCUGCCCAGUUCCAGCCCCGCUCAGCUCCCCGCCCGCCCAGUUCCAGCCCCUCUCAGCUCAGGCUCAGCUCCCGCCCGCCCAGUUCCAGCCCCGCUCAGCUCAGGCUCAGCUCCCUGCCCGCCCAGUUCCAGCCCCGUUCAGCUCAGGCUCAGCUCCCGCCCGCCCAGUUCCAGCCCCGCUCAGCUCCCCGCCCACCCAGUUCCAGUCCCGCUCAGCUCCCGUCCGCCCAGUUCUAGCCCGCGCCAGCUCCCGCCCGCCCAGUUCCAGCCCCGCUCAGCUCAGGCUCAGCUCCCUGCUCGCCCAGUUCCAGCCCCGCUCAGCUCCCGCCCGCCCAGUUCCAGCCCCGCUCAGCUCCCUGCCCGCCCAGUUCCAGCCCCGUUCAGCUCAGGCUCAGCUCCCGCCCGCCCAGUUCCAGCCCCGCUCAGCUCCCGCCCACCCAGUUCCAGUCCCGCUCAGCUCCCCGGGUCCGCCCAGUUCUAGCCCCGCUCAGCUCCCCGCCCGCCCAGUUCCAGCCCCGCUCAGCUCAGGCUCAGCUCCCUGCUCGCCCAGUUCCAGCCCCACUCAGCUCCCCCCCGCCCGCCCAGUUCCAGCCCCGCUCAGCUCCCCGCCUGCCCAGUUCCAGCCCCGCUCAGCUCCCCGCCCGCCCAGUUCCAGCCCCGCUCAGCUCCCCGCCCGCCCAGUUCCAGCCCCGCUCAGCUGCCCGCCUGCCCAGUUCCAGCCCCGCUCAGCUCCCCGCCCGCCCAGUUCCAGCCCCUCUCAGCUCAGGCUCAGCUCCCCGCCCGCCCAGUUCCAGCCCCGCUCAGCUCAGGCUCAGCUCCCUGCCUGCCCAGUUCCAGCCCCGCUCAGCUCCCCCGCCCGCCCAGUUCCAGCCCCGCUCAGCUCCCUGCCCGCCCAGUUCCAGCCCGUUCAGCUCAGGCUCAGCUCCCGCCCGCCCAGUUCCAGCCCCGCUCAGCUCCCCGCCCACCCAGUUCCAGUCCCGCUCAGCUCCCGUCCGCCCAGUUCUAGCCCCGCUCAGCUCCCCGCCCGCCCAGUUCCAGCCCCGCUCAGCUCAGGCUCAGCUCCCUGCUCGCCCAGUUCCAGCCCCACUCAGCUCCCCGCCCGCCCAGUUCCAGCCCCGCUCAGCUCCCCGCCUGCCCAGUUCCAGCCCCGCUCAGCUCCCCGCCCGCCCAGUUCCAGCCCCGCUCAGCUCCCCGCCCGCCCAGUUCCAGCCCCGCUCAGCUGCCCGCCUGCCCAGUUCCAGCCCCGCUCAGCUCCCCGCCCGCCCAGUUCCAGCCCCUCUCAGCUCAGGCUCAGCUCCCGCCCGCCCAGUUCCAGCCCCGCUCAGCUCAGGCUCAGCUCCCUGCCUGCCCAGUUCCAGCCCCGCUCAGCUCCCCGCCCGCCCAGUUCCAGCCCCGCUCAGCUCCCCGUCCGCCCAGUUCUAGCCCCGCUCAGCUCCCCGCCCGCCCAGUUCCAGCCCCGCUCAGCUCAGGCUCAGCUCCCUGCUCGCCCAGUUCCAGCCCCACUCAGCUCCCCGCCCGCCCAGUUCCAGCCCCGCUCAGCUCCCCGCCUGCCCAGUUCCAGCCCCGCUCAGCUCCCCGCCCGCCCAGUUCCAGCCCCUCUCAGCUCAGGCUCAGCUCCCCGCCCGCCCAGUUCCAGCCCCGCUCAGCUCAGGCUCAGCUCCCUGCCUGCCCAGUUCCAGCCCCGCUCAGCUCCCCGCCCGCCCAGUUCCCGCGGCUCAGCUCAGGCCCAGCUCCCCGCCCAGUUCCCACGGCUCAGCUCAGGCUCAGCUCCCCGCCCAGUUCGCGGCUCAGCUCAGGCUCAGCUCCCCGCCCAGUUAGCGGCCCAGCUCCCCUCCCAGUUCCAGCCCCACGCCACGUCCGCUGGAGGGCCCGAGGAGCCCGUCCAGCCCCCUGCCUCGUCGGGGCGCGCCAAGCCACGUCCACGCCGGGCGCCGUCUGGUCCUGCCAAGCCACGUCCACGCCCGGCCGUCGGGCCGUCAGCUGGACGUCAUUGCCGUCGUGGAUGGCCUCCUGAACUGCAAUGCCGCGCUAUACAAAUACAGGCCAUUUACCAUUUUACCAUCUAUCAAUCCACAGAAUAUUAA
Molecule: messenger RNA, 3243 nt
Organism: Oreochromis aureus
Lineage: Eukaryota; Metazoa; Chordata; Actinopteri; Cichliformes; Cichlidae
Product: basic proline-rich protein-like
Exons: 1
Coding region: 1-3243 (1080 amino acids)
Source: RefSeq, a predicted model, not a curated record